Molecule: messenger RNA, 333 nt
Organism: Caenorhabditis remanei
Lineage: Eukaryota; Metazoa; Nematoda; Chromadorea; Rhabditida; Rhabditidae
Exons: 1
Coding region: 1-333 (110 amino acids)
Source: RefSeq, a predicted model, not a curated record
AUGAAGCAGUCCAUACUGGCCAAGCUACGACGAGAAGCAAGAAAAAAUCACGAGAAGAUGCUCGUCGAGACGUCUUUCACCCAGCCAGUGAGGAAAGAAGCCUCAUGUAACAGCCACUCUCCGAAGGAGUAUGGAAUCACCGAAGAGGUGGAACCAAAGCACGACUCCCUCAACGAGUACUUGGUCAAACACUUCGUGAUGGUCAAAGGACGAGCCGACAAGAAGAGCAAGGAACAUCAACUCUUUGAGUCGAAGGAGAAAAAACUCACGACUAUCAACUCAUUGACGAACCGUUACAACCCAGCUCUUCAUUUCCCAGUAUACACUUCAUAG